Messenger RNA from Spinacia oleracea (spinach), 2133 nucleotides. RefSeq names its product FBD-associated F-box protein At4g10400-like. The coding region runs from base 482 to 1459 and encodes 325 amino acids. Gene Ontology annotation, molecular function: protein binding. The record is from RefSeq and is a predicted model, not a curated record. Lineage: Eukaryota; Viridiplantae; Streptophyta; Magnoliopsida; Caryophyllales; Amaranthaceae. The transcript has a single exon.
UUCUGAUUUCAAAAUUAUGAAAAAUACAUGAAUAUAUACCCGCAAAAAGAAGCGAAAACAAAAGAACAUAGUAAAACACAGCGGAAUAGAACAUAGCAUUCUUUGUUCUUUUUUUUAAACAAAAAAAAGUUCGUUUGUUCUUUUGUUCAACAAAAGAUGUUCUUUUCUUCUCCAAAUUUAAUAAAAAGCGCGUUUUGUAUUUAAUGGUUGUCGUUUUGGUACCAGUGCACCAAGAGCACGGUGCACAAGCCUACACCAUCAAAUUUGCGCUACACACAUAACUAUAUUAUUUCUUUAUACAAUGGCCAAACUUCGCAGGUUUGACCUAAUAAUAUGCUGGGCCAUGCCAUCUUUAGUUGGGUUAUUUAUUCUGGGUUAUCUGGAAUUCCUGAUACUACUUUAACCUAAAAACAACCGUCCUCCGCCACUCUACCUCCCUCUUGAAACUCAAAAAACGAGAACAAUAAAAUCACACUCCGAAAUGCAAAUGCUUGAAGCAAUCGAAUCCAUGGAGAAUUUACAAAUCAACAAUGAAGAAGAAGAUAGACUGAGCUCUCUCCCAGAAACCCUCCUCGAGAAAAUUCUGGAAUUCGUCCCAUUCAAAUCCGCCGCCGCCACUUCCGUCUUAUCCCAACGGUGGCGCCACCUUUGGACCCACCACCCCCACCCCGCCUUAACUCUCUCCGACGAAAACAUCCACGAACAAAUCAUCAGCGUCAAUCGUAUCUUCGACCGCCUCGACUGCCUACCAAUCCAAACCUUUGAGAUCUAUUACCCUUCUAACUUAACCGAUUAUUAUUCAAAUCGUUUUCCCGUGGCUUUGGAUUACUGGGUUUCUCGAUUAUACAAACAUAAAAGUAUCACCAAAAUCAAGCUAGACAUCCGCCCCAAAAACGAUCGGCGUGGUAUUCCCCCUGAUAUUAAUUUAUCAUCCCGUAUUUUUCAAUCUCAAACCCUAGAACACCUUGAAUUGUUUGGAUCUUUUGCCUGCUUUUUCCCUGAAUAUGCUCGAAUUAAUCUUCCUAAUUUGAAGAAGAUGGUGUUAUUCGGUGUUUAUUUGGACGACAACUUGCUGCGAAACUUAUUCAAGUCUUGCCCAUUAUUGGAAGAUUUAUUCCUCUCGAGUUUAAGUAGUUUGACAAGGAUGGAUCCAAUUUUUAAUAUUUCAUCUUCGAAUUUGAAGUCAUUGAGCAUCGGUCACGAAUACUCCGCCGAAUUCGUGAUCGAUGCUCCUAUUCUAGAGUUCAUCGAAGUACGUGGUCGUGUUGCGUCAUAUCGUUUUGUAAAGGAAUUAGGUAAACUACGAGAGACGACUCUUGGAAUUACGCUUCCUAUCACACGAAUAGAUGAACUCAAAGAUGCAAGUAAUUUUACCCGAAUACCGACAUUUUUUACAGGGAUUUCUAAUGUUGAGUCCAUUCAUUUUGACAAACCAAACUUACCCUGGAUGUUUCCUUAGAAAAAGAAGGGUUUAUGGAUCCACCAAUUCCUCUAAGUGAGCAAGCUAGAGUGGAUAGAAUUAUCAGGUGUCGAAGCUAAUGAGGUUCAUAUAAAUUUGGUGAAAUGCAUUAUUUGUAAUGCAAGUGUUUUGGAGCAAUUUCACAUUUCUUGUUCUGCUCAUCUUGUGGAGGAAGAAAACAACUUCAUUCGGAAAUCGAUCACGCUUCGAAGGAGCUACGUAUCUUGUGAGAUUAAGUUUGAAGGUGAUCCUGUCAUUGCAUCUGAAAUUGAGUCAUUUGUUUAUCAGAUUAUUGUGUAGUCAUUAAAUUGCACAUUUUAAUCUGUUUGUUCUAAUCAAUAAUUUGAUGUCAUGUUGAACAAUGCUACGAUAAAAGUUUAGUUUAAUCUGUUUUUGCUUCUAUUGUUGAUUUUGUUUCCUAUCUUUGUUUUGAUAUGAUUUUUUUGGGUCAAGAUCUGAGUUCGACAAGUUUGAUUUAUCUUACAUUAUAGAUUUUAGGAAAUUUUGUGAAGCACUACCUUAAGUUUUGGAUGUUUUGUGAAUUACUACCUUAUAAUUUUUUUUUUAUAUUUUCUUACCUUUAAGUUUGAUAUAUGUUUUAGUAACACUACCUUGUAAUAGAAAACAUUAAAUCUCUCCGUUUGUGGUUUGUGGGUCCCAACCCAACGACUUUA